UUGAAUCCAAGCUCCAGACUUCGAUUGUUUCGGGCACUAGUGAUUCUCCCAGCACCCAACCAAGCUCCGUCCCAUCCACAACACCUUCAUCUCUUCCUUCAGGUAGCCCUAGCCUCAGUUUGAAUCCAAGCUCCAGACCUUCCAUUGUUUCGGGCACUAGUGAUUCUCCCAGCACCCAACCAAGCUCCGUCCCAUCCACAACACCUUCAUCUCUUCCUUCAGGUAGCCCUAGCCUCAGUUUGAAUCCAAGCUCCAGACCUUCCAUUGUUUCAGGCACUAGUGAUUCUCCCAGCACUCAACCAAGCUUCAGCAAUCAGCCUUCCAUUAUGCCUAGCCUCAGUUUGAAACCAAGCUUGAGCAAUCAGCCUUCCAUUAGCCCAAGCAGCAGUUCACAACCAAGCAUUAGUUCGAAACCAAGCCUGAGCAGUCCGCCUACCGCCGUCCCUAGCAGCAGUCUGCAACCAAGCUUCAGCAAGCAGCCUACCAAUAGCCCUAGCAGCAGUUUGAAUCCAAGCGUGAGCUCCAUUCCAUCUGGGACACCUUCAUUCUUUCCCUCAACACUCCCAUCUACGGUGCCUUCCUCGCCGCCAUCCUCAGCUUUUGGCAGCACACCGUUAGUAUUGCAAUCUGCCGGCUCUUCUCUGACCAGCAACAACGAAUCCAGCGAAAGUUUUGAGCCUCCCACCAGUGUUGCUAGUAGUACCGGUAGCAGCACUAUUAUCCGGCCGCUUGUGAUUUUCCAACCUCCCACAGCAGGCGCAAGCACAACAGAUGGAGCGCUCCAGCAAGGGUUCCAACAGGGCAGUUCCGCUGUGGAAGAAGAGGACGAGGAACAAUGGACCUUUGAUGAUGAUGAUGCUAUUUUGGAACAUGAGGUCGACGCAUCACUUCAGUUUGAACAAGACAGCACUACCAGUGAGGAGGUUGGGAACGUAUUCGAGCAUAGGAAGCGUGGUGAAUCAUGAAUCAUUUGCUUCUAUCUCGAUCGGUGGACCCCGCAACAAGUUCAAGCCUUAAUUUGGGCGUGGCUCAUAUUGGUCGCUCCCCAGUAGGUAGUUUCUUGCUUGUCGCCCCCUGCCUGGCUGAUUAUCCCAUGGAACCUAUACGGUAAGACCAUCCCGGCCUGCGGCUGGUACUGUGGGUUUUGAAAAGGAACAUUCCGAGUUCAAUUCAGAUCUGUUGAUGGCUUUAGCUGGUACCCUCCAAGCCCAAUGGCACCAUCUUCGAUCGCCGGCGAUCGCCGCCUUCACAAAUAAUGUGGGUGCCAGUAAAUUAGAUCACUCCCCUUGCUUCUGCUACUGCCUCCAAAACUCAAUUUUCCUACUCUCAAAUGAUGUUCUUCAUGCAGACCCGUAUCUCCAUUGCCCUUGUGAAAGCUACCCAUUUAUGUCUCCGUGGAUCCCGCAAAGCCAAACCCUUUGCCCCCCGUAAUGGUCCUCAAUUUCUUGCCCCUGAUCCCACAGAACCUAGUCCUGAAUUUCGACUGUUCUUUGCUUAAGCCUGGCCCUGGCUGGCUUCCGUAGAUAAUUUCCCUACUCUAAAACCCCCCUGAUCACUCCCC
Molecule: messenger RNA, 1561 nt
Organism: Seminavis robusta
Lineage: Eukaryota; Bacillariophyta; Bacillariophyceae; Naviculales; Naviculaceae
Source: the annotation of a GenBank genome assembly